AUAUCAUAAAAGACAUUAAGUUUAUAAAAUCAUGACGUUCUAUAGAAAUAAAGUGAUUUAUUAGUAAAGAUUUACUUUUAUUCACUUCAUUACAUAUAAAGUAUGUACAUCAACUUGCCACUGGAUAACUAUAACACAGGAAGUGAUGUCAAUAUUAUCAGUGUCCCCAAAAUAAGACUCUUUAUAUGUUUAACAUAUAUUACUUAAGUUUGUAAAAAUAUUACUUAAAUUUUGUUCUAAAACCUCUAUACAGCUUUGUACAGGAAUGCUAAGAAUUAAAAAUUAGUAUAUCAAGAAUAUGGUUUCAUAUGUAUAUAAUGAAUAAGAAAAUAAAGUUAUGUCAAAUAAUGUGUUAAUCAAUGCUGAGGCUUUGGGAAUUUUAAGAUAAAUUCAACACUACAUUGUUCAAAGCUCAGAUGGAAUCUGCCCUAUCACUAUACUGUUUGUAACUGAAUUAAGCAUAUUUAGCAAAAUUAGUGUAUUUUUAACAUCACAUAGACCAAAUUAUCUGGGAACAGUAUCUUCAGUAGUAUUAGGGCAUAUUCAGAGUCUAAACAUUAAAUCUAAAAGUUGAAGGUGUGGUCAAAAGCACCCUAUAUCAAGAAAAAUCUAUCAUCUGAUGAUAUUAUGAUAAUGAAGAAAUUAUUUCUGGACAAUUUUACCUCUAUCACUGCUUUCUGCUACCACCACUAAAUGGGACUCAUAGAUGCUCAAUAUUAUGCAAUGUAAUUUACAAAUUAUUUUACAUUAUUUUUUCCUAUUUCAAUGAUUUUUCUGAAGAAUUUUUUAUUGAUUUUUCCUAAUUUUAAAUCUCUUUUCAGAAAACCAGGAGAAAACUGGGCAACAGACAUAGCUAUGUGAAGCCACUGGGGGAAAAUAUCAACUUCUCUAUGCUUAACACAAUCAUUUUUGCUUCUUAAAAGGAAAGCAAAGAUGAAAGACCGACUUCAAGAACUAAAGCAGCGAACAAAGGAAAUCGAACUCUCUAGAGACAGGCCUGGGCCGAUCACAGAGGCAGAGGAACAGGGGGAGUUUCUGCAGCAAGCUGUUAUUUAUGAAAGAGAGCCUGUAGCUGAGAGGCAGCUACAUGAGAUCCAAAAAUUACAGGAGAAUAUUAAAAAUCUAAAGGUUGAUGUUCAAAAAUUUGGGCAGCAACAGAAAAGUCUGGUGGCUUCAAUGAGACGGUUUAGUCUACUUAAGAGAGAAUCAAGCAUUACAAAGGAGAUAAAAAUCCAAGCAGAACACAUUAAGAGAGAUUUGGAUGAUUUAAUAAAAGAAGUUAAAAAGUCAGAGGAUGAAAAUGGUCCAUCAUCAGUGGUCACAAGGAUACUUAAAUCACAGCAUGCUGCCAUGUUCCGCCAUUUUCAGCAAAUUAUGUUUAUAUACAAUGAUACAAUAGCAGCAAAGCAAGAGAAGUGUAAGACAUUUAUUUUCCGUCAGCUUGAAGUUGCUGGCAAAGAAGUGUCUGAAGAAGAAGUAAAUGAUAUGCUUCAUCAAGGAAAAUGGGAGGUUUUCAAUGAAAGCUUACUUACAGAAAUCAGUAUCACUAAAGCACAACUCUCAGAGAUUGAACAGAGACACAAGCAACUUGUCAAUUUGGAGAACCAAAUAAAGGAUUUAAGGGACCUCUUCAUUCAGAUAUCUCUUUUAGUAGAGGAGCAAGGAGAAAGCAUCAACAAUAUUGAAAUGACAGUGAAUAGUACAAAAGAAUAUGUUAACACUACUAAAGAGAAAUUUGGACUAGCUGUAAAAUACAAGAAAAGAAAUCCUUGCAGAGUAUUGUGCUGUUGGUGCUGUCCAAGCUGUAGCUCUAAAUAAAGAAGCUACUAUAGAAAUUUUUCCAGCUUUAGGGUGAGGAUGUCCCAUAUUUCAGUGUCUUGUACUGUUUUAAUUCAUUUCAUGUAGCCAUUCAAAUACCUCUAAUCACUAUUAAGUCAUAAUUUCCUCCUUUUAGCUC
This is a messenger RNA of Trichechus manatus latirostris (Florida manatee), 1957 nucleotides long. RefSeq names its product syntaxin 19 (gene STX19). The record is from RefSeq and is a predicted model, not a curated record. Gene Ontology annotation, cellular component: SNARE complex; presynaptic active zone membrane; endomembrane system. Gene Ontology annotation, molecular function: SNAP receptor activity; SNARE binding. The coding region runs from base 934 to 1818 and encodes 294 amino acids. The transcript has a single exon. NCBI's taxonomy places the organism in Eukaryota, Metazoa, Chordata, Mammalia, Sirenia, Trichechidae. Gene Ontology annotation, biological process: intracellular protein transport; exocytosis; synaptic vesicle fusion to presynaptic active zone membrane.